Aaosphaeria arxii CBS 175.79 is the source of this 348-nucleotide messenger RNA. RefSeq lists its product as uncharacterized. The record is from RefSeq and is a predicted model, not a curated record. The transcript has 2 exons. The coding region runs from base 1 to 348 and encodes 115 amino acids. Lineage: Eukaryota; Fungi; Ascomycota; Dothideomycetes; Pleosporales.
AUGAGCCGGCGCACAUGGGCCGCGUUAUGCUCCUCUGGAGCUGAACUUCUCCCACUACUUUCCUCCAACCCCGUCAUGAUAUUCCCCGGAGACAACGUCUUUACCGCGGCAUCGUCUCCAACACUAGAACAGAUGCUCACAAACGCAUCUUACAAGCCCUGGAAGAACUACACACUUAGCCACGACGAGGUUAUCCCACUCGGCGAAUCGAGUGCAUUGAUCUAUUACCGCGUGGAGGCCACCAGAGAUGAUGCAACUUUCCGAGCAAUUUGCUCGAGUGUUUGGUUGAGGGAAGGAGAUAGCGCCCAGGAUUGGAAGAUGGUCAGCCAUCAACAGACUCUUUUCUAA